AAACACCUGUUUGAAUUUAAUGGUUUUGAAGAAACAACUUUCCUUCUAAAUUGGGUUCUAUAGUAUAUCAAUUUAUAAACGAAACCAAAGAGGUGAAGUUGGCGGAGAAAUAGUGGUGGAUGGCAAGAACCAACAAAUAUACCUCCAUUAAUUUCAACCAUGUCCUCGAGAAAAAUCUGACUCCUUCUUCUUCCUCAUCUGGUUCCAACAAGAAUCCCCAAUCCAAUCACCAAACCCAUUCCUCUUUUGCUUCUUAUUCAUCCGCAGGCAAUGUCAAAACCCAUGGCCGUAUGCUCGUCCUGACCCGUCCUUCCCCUAAGCCUAUUUCCACUCCUCCUGUCGUUUCCCCAACACUUCCCCAACACCCCCAACCUCAACCUCGUUCUGUUUUAGUCCCAGAUCAACCACCUUCAUCUGAUCAGAUUUCUUUACGACCCGGUUCUGGGACAUCAAUUCCCGGUCUAGAGAAGGAGAAAGAAGGUGUGCCCGUUUCUGGACCGCUGAAGCCAGAUCGAUUCGUUCCGCCUCAUCUUAGGCCGGGUUUUGUAGGGAGAGAGGAGAAACCCGAACCCAAGGUUUUGCGUGGAAGAGAACAGGCGUUGAAGCAUUUUGGGUCGUCGGGUCAUUAUGGUGAAGAUAGGCGGCCCAAAUCUGGCGGUUACGAGAAGAUCAGAAAAGGCGCUGAAUCAGAUUUGGGUUUGAUUCCCCAUCCCAGAUCCAGUGGAAAUCGCCCUAGUUCUAGUGGAUGAAUUGGUGUGAAGAAGUUGUAACUUUGUUGAAGGCAUAGAUGGAUGCUGUAUUGAGAAUGGCUGCCGUCUGUGUCCCUUAGUAAAUUGCAUAAUUUUUCAGAAGUUGGAUAGAAUCUGAUUUUGUGGAAGGUAAAAUUACAGAUAGGGUGGGCAGCUUUUGAGGAACAUUCAUGAGCUGUCCUAUUCUAAAAUAAUAAUAAAAAAGGUUUUGAGGACCAAACUCCCUUGAGAGCUCAGAAAUUAGGUGACUGUUUAAGAAUUUGAGAGUAAAAAAGGUUGAUAUGGAGUGUAGAAUGUAUUUAUGUUGUUUUAACUGUUCAAUCAUUUUAAGUGUUGUUGUGGGGGAGGAGGGGUUUAAAUGUUGCCUCUCUCCAUAUUCUAUGUCUUGGCUGUACUUUGAACAUCCUUUGAAUUCCAUAAAAUUCUAUUCAAUGCUUCUUGAAAUGACUGA
This is a messenger RNA of Gossypium raimondii (Peruvian cotton), 1200 nucleotides long. RefSeq lists its product as hypothetical. The record is from RefSeq and is a predicted model, not a curated record. NCBI's taxonomy places the organism in Eukaryota, Viridiplantae, Streptophyta, Magnoliopsida, Malvales, Malvaceae. The transcript is spliced from 2 exons. Bases 120 to 749 code for a protein of 209 amino acids.